Molecule: messenger RNA, 6052 nt
Organism: Octopus sinensis (East Asian common octopus)
Lineage: Eukaryota; Metazoa; Mollusca; Cephalopoda; Octopoda; Octopodidae
Product: diacylglycerol lipase-beta
Exons: 12
Coding region: 113-2152 (679 amino acids)
Biological process (GO): lipid metabolic process
Source: RefSeq, a predicted model, not a curated record
AACUAAUGAAGGAAUUCCCACACUUAAGACUCGGGGAAUUGUCGUCUGUGCGGAAAGAAUCCCUGUAAUGCUUGAAAUAUGGGACUAAUUUGACGUGUUGUUGGAGUCAACAAUGCCUGGUUUAGUGUUGUUUAAUCGUCGAUGGCAUAUUAGUGGAGAUGAUUUAGUAUUUCCAGGGCUGUUGGAAAUUUUUACGCGGCUCGCAUGGUUAAUUGCUAUAAUUGUGGUUUUUAAUCACCACAAAGAAGCUUUCAGUUGCAAUGAUGGCCAUUUGUUAUGGACUUAUUACAUUGGAGUUAUCACUCUUCUUUCAAUCAGCAUUGUUCUGACAAUUGGUAUAAUCAGUAUAAGCAUGAAAGGGAGCAUUACCAACACAUUUCCUCGAAGAAAGCUACCAUAUUUUCUCUACUUAAAAGUUCUCCUUGGAAUGCCUGAACUUAUCUGGAAUGUACUUGGUACAUUUUGGGCAUUUGGGAAAUCAACUGGUUGCGAUUACAUGUUGGUUUUGACUGUAAAGGGUGCAGUGAUCUGUGGCUGGUGUAUAUGCAUUGUCAUUAGUUUUGGCAUUGUUCUUUUGUUUGAUCCUAUUGGAUAUGGCCAUACUCGAAGAUACCCUUCAGCAAAAGUCUGGGAAGGAAGAUGCAAUGUUAUUUGUUGUUGUUCUCAAAACAAUCCAGAGAGCAAACGAGCAUUAAAUGAUGUUGCAAAGUUGUUUGCUACAAUAUUUCAGGACCUUGAUUUAGUGCCAACUGACAUUGCUGCUGGUCUUCUUCUACUCCAAAGGAGACAGACUCAACGAAAACAUUUAGUUGUCAGCAGACCAAGCCAACCAUCCAAAAGUCGAAAGUCUAGAGAGGCUGUAAACAGGGAAACAGGUCGAAUUCUUGUUUCUGGUGAAGGUAGUGAAAGUAGUGAAUCUAGCCCAACACAUGCAAGUUCUAUAAAUGAUGGUGGCUGUCCUGAGUCUAUGUCAUCUUCAACUGUAUUGCCUAAAGGAUGGAUGCAUUUAGGUGCAAUUAAGUAUUAUAUGAAAUUUGCCAUGGCUAUGUAUGGCUGGCCACUUUAUCUGUUUAUAAACACUUGUACUGGUGGUCUGCGAUUAUGUCCCUUCUACAGAUGUUGUGCCCACUGUAGUAAAGCAGCUGAAGAAGAGCAUGUAACUGGAGACAAUUGUUGUUUGUGUAAUUUAGCUGCAGUGAAAAAGUUCAUUGAAUUCACUGAUGCUGAAAUCAUUCAUGUUUCUUUCCGUGAUGAGAUAUUUCAACCUCCAUUUUUUGUCUCAGUUGACCAUAAAAAUACUGCUGUGGUGAUUGCUGUUAGAGGUACCUUGUCAUUUCAGGAUGCACUUACUGAUUUAACAGCAAAUACUGAAAAGAUGUUUGACUCAGGAGAUCCUGAGUUUUGCUGUCACAAAGGUAUCUUGCAAGCAGCACGUUACAUUCGUGAUGAACUUGAAUUUCAUUCUCUCAUAGAAAGAGGCUUUCAGAAAACAGGUAACCAGAAGAUCGUUGUCACUGGACAUAGCUUAGGAGCUGGUACAGCUGCCAUUCUUGCUAUUCUCUUGAAAGAAAAAUAUAAUGAUGUCUACUGCUUUGCUUAUGCUCCACCUGGUGGCCUUUUGUGUCGUCCAGCCAGUGACUACAGCCAAGAAUUUACCUGCUCUGUUGUUCUAGGUGAUGAUCUUAUUCCUAGAUUGGGAUUAUGUAAUAUUGAAAAAUUGAAGACUGAUGUGGUGGGAGCUGUCAAUGCAUGUGAUUUACCAAAGUAUAAAAUCUUCCUGAGUGGUUUCUGGAAAGUAGUAUGUGGCUUGAAUAUAAACCAUCGUGAAGAAGAUUUCAAUGUUGACGAACCACAACAUAAUUUGGUAGAUGUCAGUUCUAGCAGUUCAUCUGGUCAUUACGGUAGUAUUGGAGAUUCUGUCACACCAGAGAAACAACUUUAUCCACCAGGACUUAUUUUGCAUAUUGUUGAAGAGCAAGGUUCUACUGGUUUCUUCAGUAAACCAACAUACCACAUAGAAUGGACAAGACCAAACGAGUAUACUGAAAUACGUGUCAGUUCAAAGAUGUUAUUAGAUCAUUUACCCAACUCAUUAGAUGAUGCUCUUGAAAGACUUAAUGUGCCUUAUGAAGAGUUUGCUGCUCAAGUAUGAUAUCAACCUUUAAUCUUCUCAUCAAGCUCAUUACAUUAAAUAUUUCUCAUCUCCCACGAACAAAUAUUCAAAUGUUUCAGUCAGUGAUCGUAUUCAGACAUUCAUUAUUUUGCUGCCUACUUAUGGUUGAUGAAUUAACUCUAAUUUAUAAUUGCUGCUGUUUUAUACCUGAUUAUUCUUUUGGUUCUUUACUUAAUUGAUUUUGGAGACUUUCUAAAUAUUUUUCAGUACAACAGAGUGUAUUUUUCUGUUAUAAUUUCAUUAAAUUAUAUUGGAUAUUCUGGUAUGGAUGGCAGUAAACUCUCAGUGUAUGACCUGAUUUUCAAACUUCUUUUACUUAAAAUUUUUAUGCUUUUGAAAGAGGCAUAAAUGUCACUACUCUGUUUCUUUUUCUUCUAAAAUCUGAAGCUUCACGCUUAAGAGGUUGUCAUUGGGGGGGGGGAUGAGCGACAAAAUUGUAUAUUGUAAAUGUUCCAAAUUAAUGAAGCAUGACAUAAAAGGUACAGCAAUAUUUGGCAGAAUAGUUUUUGUUGUCAAGAGGUUGACCUGAUAAAAAUUGACAAAUUUGCUUUUUAUAGUUAGACAUGAAUAUUUUUUCAUUUUUAUUUUUCUGAAUUCCUUUAUUAUAACUGUAUUUUCAUUUUCUCUGAACUUCCAAUAAUAAUCCCACUUUUUUUCCUUUGUAAUAUAAUCAUUGAAACACUGUGAUAAAACCGGAAUGUCAUUCCCUGCCAACAACAUAUGUUUUGGAGCUAUGGGAGUGCAUGGGUGGGAAUUCUUUGAUUCAAAGAAACUUAUAUUUGUCUUCUGUCAAUAUAUUUUACCUAGUAUAAAAAUUAAAGCAUUAGGAUAGAUUGUUAUUGGGGUUAUCAAAAUACUUUAAGACAUAGAGUAAAAGUAUCAGGAUAUUCUGAUGUAAACAAAUUAUAUUUUGAACGUGUAUUAUUUUAAAUAAGAAUGAAACUGUUAAAAAGUAUAAAAUGUCAUAGUUUUGGUCUUUACUACUACUACUACUACUACUACUACUACUACUACUACUAUUAUACAAGACUAGUAAUUAAUUUAAGAUUUUUAUCAGCACAAAUGUAUUUGCACAUAUUAAGAAAUAUCUUUAAAAUGUCUCUUUAAUCAUUUUCUGCACAGGUCAAUAAUUAUUUAUUGAAAGUGUUUAGGUUCACUGAUUUUUGUUUUCUUUUUUUAUUCUCCAAAUCAAGAGACAGUUUUCAAAAUUAGAUUGAAACAAAAAUGCAAAACUAGUAUUGAUGGCCAUUAAAAAAAAAUCAAGUAGUGAAAUAUUUUUGCAUUAUUCAAUUAGUGGCAACUGCAACAAACUGUUUGCCAUUAGCUGUAGCAAUAUUUUGUUCACAUGUAUAUUUAUAUUUAAUUUAUUUUUCUAUAUUUUUAAACACUCUUGUUAAAUGCUUUUAAUUUAACUUAGCUUUAAAUGUAUUUAAUUCCUAAAAUAAAUUGUUACUAUUGUUUGAUUUUAUUUUUACCUUCUAAUUUAUUCCAAAUUGAAAACACCCACCUACUUCUUAUUUUGAUAGUUAAUGCAAAUUACUUAUUUGUAUACUAUAUUAUUUGGUGUAUGUGAUCACAUAGAUAGAGAAGAGAAUAUUGUUCAAAUUUUUAUUUUAUUUGUGUCAUGCUAGUUGAGAAGUUUCAUUGAAGAAAACAAAAUUCAUUUAUGAACUUAACAAUUUGCUGGAGCCUGAUUGAUUUCUGAAGAAUACAUGAACUUAACACAAUAUUUCAGUUAAUAGUAUUUAGCUAUUAAGUAGCAAGAGGUAAAAAUCAAGACUAUUUUGUUAUUCUUCUCUGUAGUGCAAUCAUUACUGAUAAUAUUUAUUCUGUUAACUUAUUAACUUUGCAUUAUAUAUAUAUAUAUAUAUAUAUAUAUAUAUAUAUAUAUAUAUAUAUAUAUAUAUAUGGAAAAUAAUUGCAAAAGUGUAGAAAUAAAUACUAAAUCUAAUUAUAAACUCAUGAAACCUGAUACUAAAUAUACCAAUAAGAAAGGUAAAAAUAAAAAAUUUAGUAAAACAGAAUUUAACAGCAUUGAUAAGAAUAUAUUUGAAAAUUCUUAUAAUAAACAAAAUAUAAAUAAUAAAGGAAGAUAUACUCCUUGCAUAAAUUCUGAAAAACAUAAUAUGGAUUAUGAGUGUCUUAAUAAAACAAAUACUUUGUGGUUCAUCAUCCCCUUUGCAAGUCAAAUUAAAAAUAACAGUCAAAUCUAUUUACUAAUCAAUACAGGAAUAUUUAAAUAAAGUUAAUAAGUAUAGUGAAAUUAUUAAUUCUAAAUCUAUAAGAGUUUGUCAUUCUUUAUCAAAAAAUCUUUUUGCAUUUAUAUCCUCAGUUAAUAAUAGAAAAUUGGAUACUUUUUAUAACAGCCGUAACUUAAAUAAAAAUGAUGUUAGGGUAAAUUACAAUAAUAGAAGACAUAUAACCGAUAUUAACUUUCUUCCUAACCCUAAUAAUAGAAAUAAUAAAAAUGAAAAUAAUUCUAUUAAUAAUAAUGUUAAUAUGAAUUGUGAUUGUAGGAUUAAAGAAAAUUGUAAACUUAAUAAUAACUGUAAACAGGACAACCUGGUAUAUAGGUAUAUAGUUAAAUCUGAAAGAAAGGCAUACCAUUACAUAGGCUCAGCUGAAACUAGAUUUAAACGAAGAAUCGCAAACCAUGAAAGUUGUUUUAGAAAUAGGCAUAAAAUUAACAAUACUAGUCUCAGCAAAUUUAUAUGGAUGUUAAAGGAUAAUGGAAAUGAUUAUACAAUUAAAUGAGAGGUUGUAAGCCAUGCUAUAGCUUACCAUAUUUCAAAUAGGAAAUGCUGUUUAUGUACCAAAGAGAUUUUUCAAAUUAUAGAAUCUAAACAUAAAUUCUCAAAACGAGAGUAUUUUAGCUUGUUGCUACUAAUCAAAAUGUGUUUUUAGAAAAUUUAAUUAAUUAGUGGAUUUAUAUUAAACUGGAAAUUGUAAGUAUAGACAUGUUACCACUACUCGUAAUAUGUCUUUAGAAAAUUAAUUAAUUUAGUAAAUUAAUAAUUAAUUGAACUGAAAAUUAUAAGUAUAAAUAGGAUAUAAAAUAAGUAUUAAAUAAAGUAUAUAACAUCUAAACACAAAUUAACUAACAUGGAGAGGAUGAAUAUUUUAAUUUGUUGUGAUUAACCUAAGCACAAUUUUAGAAAAUCAAAUAAAUUUAUUAAGUAGAUAAUAAAUAUAACCAAACAUUAACCUAUUCUAAUUUGUUUUGAUUAACCUAAAUAUAAUCUAGAAAAAUUAAAUAAAUUUAUUAAAUAACUAAUGAAUUAAACCUAACAUUAAAAAUACAAACAUAAUAUAAUAACUAUGGCUUAAUUUAAACAUCACACAUGUAUGUAAUUUAAGGAAAUUAUUAAUUGUCAGAAAUGAAAAGAAAAUUGGUUAUUUAUCAGGUAUAAUGUUUAUCUUUUUUUCCCCCAUAUACUGUCAUCAAUUACAUUUUUGUCUAGUGACAGUUUUACCCUUAAAAUACACUUCAUGUUAGAAUUUAUGAAAGUAUAUACAAAAUAUGCAUCCCUCUUGUCCUUAAAUAUUUGCCAAAAAAUUCUUUAUUUGCUAUUAGUUAUUCAAAAAAGAGCAUGAAUUGACAGUUUUUAGAAUGUUGGGCAAAAUGCCUUGUGGUAUUUACUUUGUCUCUUUACAUUCUGAGUUCAUAUCUUACCAACAUCAGGAAUUAUUAAUUAUUUAAUAUUUAUAACUAUUUAAUAUUUGUAAUUAUUUACUCUUUUGGGAGAUCUUGGUAAUGUUGAAAUUAAUAUUUUUUUUGUUAUCCUUGAUAAUUAUUUUGCAAAGUUUAUUAAAAUUCUGUUCUUUCUAAAUAUUCUUUUUUUCUGAUACAAACUAACCCAUGGAAAUAUUGUCGAGUUA